Styela clava is the source of this 6950-nucleotide messenger RNA. RefSeq lists its product as uncharacterized. The record is from RefSeq and is a predicted model, not a curated record. NCBI's taxonomy places the organism in Eukaryota, Metazoa, Chordata, Ascidiacea, Stolidobranchia, Styelidae.
CUCAUAUUUCAGUUUUAUUAUAUUUAUAAAGUAUUACAAUAUUCUGGCUUGUUUGUAUUCAACAUAGUCAAUCUCUUUAGUCGGAACAGCUUUACUUUGACUGCGACAUCUGCAUCAUAGACUACUCUUUCAGUCUUUCUGACGAACUGAAAUAAAAUUUUUCAAAUGGAAGUUGGCAUACAAGUCCAUCAUAGAGCGGAGCAUAAUCAUAAUAAUAAUGUGAACAAAGCAGUGGUAAACGGUUCUGUAAACGGAAGUAAAAUGCCACAUAGCCAUCAUACUAAGAACACGACAACUGUGACUUUCGGACAAAAUUAUCAUUCAACAAAUAAGCCCAAUUCCAACUAUAAUAAAGAUGAUAAUCAAAAGCCGAGUGCUGAAGAAACCAAGCAACAAACUGAUAAAAUUAUGAAAGUUUUUUUUAAAUCCAUUGUUGAUAAAAAUGGCGUUGCAGAACAAAUACGAAAAGAAUCUCGGCAAAGAUAUGAAUCACAGGGGUCGGUCUCAGCCCAGCAGUCACAAAGCAAUAAGAUCGUGACGAAUUAUCAUUCUCAAAGACCUAGUACAUCAGAUGGAAGGUCUGAACGACAAACACCAAUAAGAGUACCUUUGCGAAAGGAAUCAAAUGAUGAAGCCCUACAAAAAGUUAUGAGAGGGGAAAUACCAAACUCACUACGUCAUCGAUCAGAUGCGAGCAGUGACAGUGCUGACAGUGAAUUAUAUAAAGAAAGAUUUAAAAGGAGCAAAAGUUUUUCAAAGGCUCAACGACACUCCAUUGUUACUGAAUUAGAAAAUAGAUCACCUAAGACAACUUCCAGAAGAAACAGUGAAGACAUCCGACAGACGUCACCACUUGAAAGCUCGCAAGAAUAUUCUCUGAAGGGUGCAUAUGACAAAAAAGCUGGUUCACCUAUUUCUCACACACGAGCUGUUUCUGAUCCAGUCAUCGUAAGAAACGACGUUACUGGAAAACAUAGAAACAAGGAAAAAGAAAAGGAUAAAGAUAAGAAAAAAUUCUGGAAAAGAAAGAAAAAGAAGAAGGAAGGUCAAAAGUCAAAAGAAGAUUCUGUCGAUAUAGCAUCAUCGAGUCAAAAAGUACAUAGGAAUCACUCAGACAGACUGAGUAGAGAGGACAGCACAGCAUCAAAACGGAGGUCUCCCUCGCCACCUACGUCGCCGAAAAGAACACCUAAACUUUUUAGGAGAUUUUCUAAAAGAAAAAAGGGAGGAAGACCAGAAACCCCACUGACUGAAUCUUCUUCUUCAUCUAAAAGCACAAGCAGAAGCAAAAGUUUAGAAUUUGACGCUAUCCAUAAUGAAACACCGCCGAAUGGGGAUUCAAAAUCGAGCAGUUUACCAAUGGAAGUUAAUUUCUCAACAAAAUCAACCAGUGAGAUAAAGAACAAAGAAGGAAGAUCACAGCAGUCAGUUCAAUUCGAUUCGAUACCAACGGCAGGGAAAAGGAAUCGAAAAAAUUCGGAAGAAGUUGUUCGACCAAACACUUUAGAUCUUCCACAAAAGAAAAAACCUCAAUCAACGUUUAAAAAAUUUAAAAAAUUUAUUUUUGAUUCUUCUUCUUCAUCAUCUUCUGAUUCUGAAGAGGAGGAAUUUAGGAAUCAACGUAUUAGUGGAUCACAAAGCCGUCAAACAUCAGUAUCAAGAGGUCAUUCAUUACAAGAAGUUACAAGAAGACGAACUUCGAAGAAUUCGAAUCUUGAAGAACCAUCGGUUGAUGAUGUCAGAGACAGAUAUCAACAUAGAGCAACAAAAUCAAUGAGUGAUAUAGAUCCUAUCGACAAAAACUGCUCGGAAAUUGCACUCAAAUUGAGAAGAGUGGCUGAGCAAUAUGUAAUACAUUAUGGUGGACCAACUGGAAGGACUCAGACCCCAGAAUCUUAUAGACAUGAAUUACAUCGGGAGAUCAAACAUGGAAAGAAACCACCCGUGAAGAAAGCCGUUGCCCGUGCUGCGACACUUCCAACACCAGUACAAAGUCAUUCCAUGAAAGCUUAUUUGAACAUGAAAGAAGGAACAAGGAAUGUCAAUUUUUCGGCAGACUCUCGAUUGCAACGUAGAAUAACAAGAGACGAAAUUGAUCAUCGUCCAUCAAGGUCACUCGAUUCACCUCGUGGGUCAGAAAAUGGUGCAGGAUGGUCUGAUCGUAUUAAUAAGGAGCGAGCUCCACGGACGCAGGAAGUUCCAAAUGCUCGAGAACCAAGAUUAGAUCAUCAUGUUGGAACCAAACCUAAAGAUAAACUUGAUUCCUCCUCUGCUAUGCGUAGAUCUAAUGCCAUUCCGUCACCUCCGGCACAAUCAGGGCCUCCUCGGUCAUCCCGACAUCAUCACAGGCCAUCAGACAAUUUCCAAUCACAGGGAGCUUCAUCACCCGCACCUGAACCGACACGAUCGUCUUCUCCGCACUUACGAGCAUCUCGCUCGACAGAUCGACAUCGAGGGCCAUCACUCGAUCAACUUUCACACGAUCAUCAUGCACACAGACAUAUCGAACGACAUAUUGACAGAACCACCACUGUUUCUUCACCUGGCCGCACUCGACGGGUUGUAACUCACGUUGAUGUUUAUGAAGAUAUUGAAGCUGAUGCAUUGCCAAUCGCAGAGGAUCAGAAUGAUGGAGGUGACGAAGGUUUCGGAGCUGGUUUCGAUGAUGUUGCUGACGGACUUGACGACGAUACUGAGAUUGUAGAACAGGAAGAAACAACAACUACCACUGUGACUGAGGAAAUUUCCAAUUGUUCUGCCAGCAGACCUUUAAUAAGGCAAAGAGCUGCCACGUCCCCGGAAAUUCGUCCCUACCUUCCACUGGAAGACGAGGACAAUGACCUCGACAAUAUUGAUGUACCUGGGGCUGUUGGUGGUGUUGACCCAGAUGCCGAAAUUGACGAAGAUAAAUUGGUUGCAAAGAUUUUGGAAGCCUUAAGGAAGAAAGCUGAUCGAAUAGAGUUGGAAACUCCACAACUUGAAGAUGCAUUAAACAGGACUCUUGCUCGUUUAUCGAAAGAAAAAGUAAAAGAAAUCAUGAACCGAGCUUUAUCAACAAUUGCGGAAACAACUUCUUCACAUGUCAGACAUCCAGAAAUAGUUCAGAUUGCUCUCCUGUUCAAUAUGGCUCAACUAUUUGUUCGAGUGUCCACCCAACCUUCACUUUUGAGCGGUAUUGUCAACUCCAUCAUAAAUCCAAUCGUCGAAGGAUUUGGAGGCUGGUCGAGAGUACAAAGUAGCCUUGACGAGACAGAAAAAGAAAUGACAAAUCUGGAUAGUGAUGAACCAGGAACCAGUGGACUAACUAACUUCAACCAACAAAGAAGAAAAAGUGAUGUCAGUGACCCUGACAGUGAUUUGGAUUAAUUUAGCAAUUCGGUGAUAACAGUGAUCGAACAGUGGCAAUAUAUUGACAAUAGACAUGAAAAGAUGGAAAUUGUUCGUUUUCAACGGAAUACUAAAAUGAAGCAAAUCGUCCAAGUUAUUAAUGGAUUUAUGGCAAUCUUAUAGACUGGUUGAAAUAGCAUUUAUUCUAUAUCGGCCCGAUUACCAUGCAUGCGUCAAUGUGGAGAAUCACAGUCAGGACUUGUUUUGUUCCAUCAGACAAGAUAGUCUGACAACUGAAGAGCUAGUUGCCUUACAAUUACUGUAGAAAUAUUUUUGCAAUUUUUCUUUAUUUUUUGAUUGCUUUUAUUUUUAUAAUGUAUUUGAUCUUAUUGUUUUAUCAGUACUCUAAUAUUAGCAAGGGUUGUUAAUAGUACUGCCUAUUGUUAAUAUGAAACCAUUUUUUUGUUUAUACAUCAUAAGUAUGUACCAUGGAUGAAACAUAGUUUAUUUGUGGCACAUACUUGAUUUCUUUGUUUCAAGUUUGCUUUAUUUUCUUUUCUUUCUUUUUUGUUCCCUAUUUUGGUACGUUUUGCUUAUUUUCUGUGUUCAAGUUUUCUUUCUACUUUUUAUUGUUCCUUAUUUUUUUUCUUUCUGAUUUUAAUGUCUUAUUCCAUUUCAAUAAUUAUCUUUAUUAGUUUUAAUAAUAAAAAUCAGAGUACUGCCAAAUUUUUUUAUCCUCUAUAUAAUAUUAUAGUAUAUAAAUAAUAAUAUAUGUUUCAUUUUUUUUCAACUUUUUGUUCGUUUUUAUGUGACGGUUUUAAUGAAGUGAAAUAUUGUUAAAUAUAACUUUUUUUAACGAAUUUUUUUAUUGAAUGUAUUAACGUAGCAAUCCUGCCUCACCAAGGGUAUAAUAAAUUGCUUGGACAAUGCAGAACCAGAACUAUUCUAGUCCUUUCAAAUAAGGCUAGCCUCUUACAUAUCGUCAGAUAUCAGUGGCUUCUUGCACAGGGCCGUGUUCAGAGCGAAAAACGUGUUAAAAAUGUUGGUUGUUAGAUAAUCAAGGUGCCAUUUGAAGAAAUGUGCCAAUUCAAAUACGUCUUGUACUCACUAUUUAUAUGAGUCCUUUACUCCUCUGAGGGUUCUCCAGAAGUGUGUUUACCAAUAUGGUGAUAACUAAUUUUGUUCACCUACUUUACAUCAAGUCCUGUAAAACUGUAAAGGGACUGAAACCUAAGGGCUCGUAAUAGAACCACCGUAAAAUAAGGAAAAUCGGAAUUAACUUUUGGCCCAACCCUAACCUGGUACACACACUACAGAAGUACCCCUCUAAGACUCGUCAUCGUAAGAUUUUGAGUUGCAAAUGUUCAUAAUAAAGCUGCAUAUGUGCUGUGCUAUGUUGUUUUGUUGCCUAACUAGAAAAUUUCAUGCUUGUUAAUUCAAAUAAUUAAUUGAAAUAAAAUCAAAAGGUGUAAUAAUUUGGAAAUUUUUGAAUCUAAAAGAUGGAUAAAUUUGAAAGUUUUGAUUCAAUUGGCAGUGGCAACUAUUUCAUAAAAAAAAUUUAUGAUAUAAUAUAUACCAUCUGAAAUUGAUAAAAUAAUGCUUAAUCAUCGUCAUUUUACAAUUUAUCAGGACUAUCAUUUAACUACAUUUGAGUGCGAUUUGUUUUCUUUCAAUCAAAAUUCAUAAGUUAUAACAUACUUUGAGAUCUUUUUGUUGCACUCUAUUCCACUGGCCCUAUUCGGUACGUGUGCUGCUUUUGAAUGUAAACAUUUGUUAUAAUUGAAAAUUUGAUGUUAAGAUUUGUUUUUUGGUGCUAUAUCCCAAUUUUUUUUUACUGUCAUUGUUUGAAUUUAAAUUUACAACAAAUGUCUAGUUCCAUGCCCUAUUUACAUUAUUUAUUCUGUGAAUUACAAUCUUCUUGCGACAUGUAAUGUUACAAUGUCUGUCUAUGAUAUGAUGAAAAAAAAAAUUGAGUCAUUUGGAACAAAUUCUAUCAGAGAGCAUUAUUUUUGUACGUAGCGUUGUAGAUUACUGAUAACUUUUGGGUACAAUCAUUCACGAACAGAAAUUCAAGUGGGUAAAAUUUUUGGGCUCUUAAUUUUAAGUCACCCUUUAUUGUCAGAAAUAGUUGAUUAUCUGGUUUAUUGGAUUAAGUGACCAUCUGAGAUCUCUAUAUUCAGAUUUCUCAAUAUUUUAUUCAAAUUUUAUAACAUUUAUGUUUCAUCUGUAGAGUUUCACAAAAGCCAUGAUUUUACUGGGUCUUGGAAUGAUAGUUUUGGACAAUUACAGAUUUACAAUUCAGGGUUUUGAGACAGAAGCAGAAAUGUUAAAAUUUCCGAAAAACUUUCUUUUUCAAAUAUUACAAAAAAUUAUGUGCUCCCCAGAAAGUUUCCAAUCAGAGUUUCAAGCAAUAUCCACCACCAAGGUAUUUUGAUAAAAAGUUGGUGUUUAAAAAUUAAAGUAUAAAUUUAUUCUUCGUUUUCACAAAACGGAACACGAUUUUGGGAUUAAACCCUCCAAUUGUAUCAAGUUCAUUGCAUUAAUAGCCAUAGUUUCACAAGUUUCAGGGAGCACACUUUUGCUUUGAACAGCCACUAUGUAAACAGCCGUUUAUAUAUAGUUAGCUCCAAAAUUUGUGGCUGGUCCGAAUUUUUUUUUUUUCGAUAUCACUUGCCAAAUUCACAUUCGUUUGCGUUGGUAUCAAGUGCUGAAGCCAAAGUCUACAAUGCUAACAUGGCUGUAUGUAUGAAAUCGACCUUCUUUGCUAUUAUUGUUAUGAUGUCUUUAAUUUAUACAUGUUCCAGUGUAACUGGUUAUUGUCCUUGUAUAUUCUAUUAAAGCAUGCCAUAUUAUGUAUGGUUAGCUUUAUUUUUUCUGCAAUAGCUCUUUGACUUGUUAUUGCGUUUGGGUAUUUAAUAUCAAUGUAUUUUCUUCAUUUUUGUUGUGAGAAACAAUUCCCAUCUGUGUCUGCUACUCCAGACCUUUGGUUUGAAUAAUUGAAUAUAACAAUGGCUCUCGUUUAACAGCCACUCAUACAUAGAAAACUAAUAUUUUCAGAAUAUCCCAUGGUUCCAUUAUAGUAUAGCCACUUUGCAAACCUAGUAUGGAACUUGAAACAGAAAAACUCUAUCCAGCUGCACGAAGAAAAUCAUACCCACCUGCUGCAUCGCCAUUUUUUAUUAGCAUCUGACCCACUUAUCAGUUGAACUCUGGCUAACUGUAAUUAAUGUUUUAGUUAUUGUAGUGAUAUACAAUUUUUGCAUAAACCUGGAAUUUGUUUACUAAAAAUUGGUAAAAUUUCAGUAAAAUUAUUCUAUUUUCCUAUGUUAUUCUAUUUCUUGGUUUCAAUUUCUCCCAUCGCUGGUUUUGGCAUCAUUUAUUUUUUUGCUGUAAUUUUAAUAGUCAACACUGUGAUACUUAACGUUGGAUUUUUGCGUUUGGUCAUAUCAGCUCUAGUAUGAUCCAUGGUUAAUUAACUUGAUAAUAUGGUUGUGUCAUUGCUUUGAGGGAUAUGAUUCAAAAUCUGCUUUUUGAAAGCAAUCUCUUUUGUUAAAAGUGAUUUUUAUUUGUCUGUAAACUGUAAUCACGCAAAUAAAUUCAAAACUCAAAAGGGUAAUCGUUGA